Messenger RNA from Fulmarus glacialis (Northern fulmar), 915 nucleotides. It is a transcript of the gene IFFO1, whose product is annotated as intermediate filament family orphan 1. The transcript has 9 exons. The record is from RefSeq and is a predicted model, not a curated record. The annotation marks the transcript as partial. Lineage: Eukaryota; Metazoa; Chordata; Aves; Procellariiformes; Procellariidae.
GAAGAGGAGUACACAGUGCGUGUCCAGCUUCAAGACCGGGUGACUGAGCUGCAGGAGGAAGCCCAGGAGGCUGAAGCCUGCCAGGAGGAGCUGGCCAUGAAGGUGGAGCAGCUCAAGGCAGAGCUUGUUGUCUUCAAGGGACUGAUGAGCAAUAACAUCACGGAGCUGGACACCAAGAUCCAGGAGAAGGCCAUGAAGGUGGACAUGGACAUCUGCCGGCGCAUCGAUAUCACUGCCAAGCUGUGUGACGUGGCGCAGCAGCGGAACUGCGAGGACAUGAUCAAGAUGUUUCAGAAGCAACUGGUCCCAGCCUCGGUGGGGCGGAAGCGGGAGCGCAAGCAGGUCAGCGACGAAGACACCUCGCUGUCGGAAAGCGAUGCCUCCCGAAAACCUGAAGAGGAAGAGGAGGACGAGACCACAGCCAUGAGUAUCAAUGAGGAAAUGCAGAGGAUGCUGAACCAGCUGAGGGAAUAUGACUUUGAGGAUGACUGUGACAGCCUCACAUGGGAGGAGACAGAAGAAACGCUGCUCCUCUGGGAGGACUUCUCCGGAUACGCCAUUGCAGCUGCAGAGGUGCAGGGGGAGCAGCAGGACGACAGCCUGGAGAAAGUGAUCAAGGACACGGAAUCGCUGUUCAAGAGCCGUGAGAAGGAGUACCAGGAAACCAUCGACCAAAUAGAGCUGGAGCUGGCCACGGCCAAGAACGACAUGAACCGGCACUUGCACGAGUACAUGGAAAUGUGCAGCAUGAAGCGAGGCUUGGAUGUGCAGAUGGAGACUUGCCGGCGGCUCAUCACCCAGUCUGGGGACAGAAAGUCUCCUGCCUUCACCCCGGCCUCCAACAGCGAGUCAGCCCCGAACGAGGAGAGCGAGGAGUCUGACCGCGAUCCCCCCAGCGACGCUUCCAUCAGAUAA